GACCGGGGAUGCUGUAUGAUGUAACUGGCCUCCCUGCAACUCCCAUUCACAUCUAUUAGGCGUCCAGCCAGGACUCCUCCUCCUAUUUAGAUUAGGUCAUCCUGUCCCUAUUUUUCUAUGGGUACUAUAUAGCCUGCACUGUGGCAGCACCAGGGUCAUUCCUCUUCUAAGCUAAAACAAACCUAUGGAUGGCACAGCUCCUUCUUGUCUCAGCUCCUUACAUCAUAAGCCAUGACUUGUCUCCCCCCCUUAUUAUCCUGGAAACAGCAUCAGCAGCAUCAUCAUGGGCUCUGUGAACAGUCAAUAUUCCCACGAGCAGAGAUAAACACAGGAUACAAAUCUCAGAUUUAAAGCCAUCCUUGCCUUAUGCAUGAAAGCGUCUCCCUGCAAUCUGUGCAGUGCUAGCCGCCAGACUGAGAAGGAUAGACAGAGGUCUCUAUCUUGCACAGCUGAGUGGAUUGGAUGAUGCAGAGAAGAACAGCAUGUUUUUAAACGCGGAGCUAACCUUAAGCACUGUAAAGGUCACUGGCGUACAGAUUGGAAAUUCACUGCAGCAGAUUCUUUAGUACACUGCUUAAUUUCUCAAUGUUGCCCCCUUGGGUUUUGGAUUGUGGAAUAUAGAACUUGGGGGUUCUCACCAGACCCGGUGGUCACCUCUAGCUCUAUCCAUGAGCUGUGGUGUCAGAAAGAAACCUAUUUUUACCUUAACUUUGACCGAAAAGAGCCCCCGAGCGGUUUGUUUGGAGGACCUAGAAUGAAAACAUCUCUUCCUUCUGUAAGCAGUUGCAGUAUUGACCAGAGGGAUCUUACACACCUUGGAGAGUCAUAAGAAAAGGACUCGCAAUGGCCAAUGAACCAGUUAUACUCAAUGUUUACGAUAUGUAUUGGAUAAACGAAUAUACGUCAACCUUGGGCAUAGGAGUAUUUCAUUCAGGGAUAGAAAUCUAUGGCAGAGAAUUUGCCUAUGGAGGACAUCCCUACCCGUUCAGUGGCAUUUUCGAAAUUACACCCGGCAGCGCAGUGGAACUUGGAGAAACAUUUAAAUUCAAGGAAGCCAUUGCCCUUGGUACAACAGACUUCACAGAGGAAGACAUUGAUAACAUCAUGGAGGAGCUAGGGAAGGAGUAUAAGGGCAACGCCUACCAUUUAAUGCACAAAAACUGCAAUCACUUCUCUGCAGCUCUGGCUGAGAUGUUGUGCGGAAAAGAAAUUCCCCGGUGGGUGAAUCGCCUUGCUUAUUUUAGCUCCUGUAUCCCUUUUCUUCAGAGCUGCCUUCCAAAAGAAUGGCUAACACCAGCAGCCCUACAGAGUCAUAUCACCCUUGGUCUUCAAAGAGAGGAGCAGGGAGAAAUCACAGAUGAAGACUCUCCUUCCACAUCAGGUGUUGCCGCAACAGCAACAUCGACUGCCUCCACUGGGGCUUCACGAACCUGUAGACACACAAGAGUUUAAAUUACAUUGUGACCUUCACAGACUAAUAGUUUUCAUUCUCCAAAGGAGAGUAUAACUUAAAUUUCAACUCAAGAAAACAACAACAUUCUCAUUAAAUUAUUAUUUUUUUUUAA
Messenger RNA from Rana temporaria (common frog), 1565 nucleotides. RefSeq names its product deubiquitinase DESI2-like. The transcript has 5 exons. The record is from RefSeq and is a predicted model, not a curated record. The coding region runs from base 844 to 1452 and encodes 202 amino acids. NCBI's taxonomy places the organism in Eukaryota, Metazoa, Chordata, Amphibia, Anura, Ranidae. Gene Ontology annotation, molecular function: deubiquitinase activity. Gene Ontology annotation, biological process: protein deubiquitination.